Caenorhabditis briggsae is the source of this 1434-nucleotide messenger RNA. The record is from RefSeq and is a predicted model, not a curated record. The transcript has 4 exons. Bases 1 to 1434 code for a protein of 477 amino acids. NCBI's taxonomy places the organism in Eukaryota, Metazoa, Nematoda, Chromadorea, Rhabditida, Rhabditidae.
AUGCGUCUUUCCCUUUUCACGAUUCUUUUCACUAUACUUUUGCCCAGUUGCCUUUUUGCUGACAUUGUUUGCCCGUCUGGAUUCACACUAAUUAAUCAGCAAAAGUGUCUGAAGGUGUAUACGGCUCAAGUACAACAUUUGGAUGCUACCAAACAAUGUACAUCUCUUGGUGGGACUCUUGUGACUAUUAAAAAUGCUAUUGAUAACCGAGCAGUAGCCAAUUUCGCUGCCAACGCUGGCCUCUCCAAUUUCUGGAUCGGAGGGUUCUGCUAUACACGAGAUGAGGUUGCCUGCUUCCAUGACGACAGUUCUGGAGUGAUGACUUAUAACAGUUUUGGCGCUGGCUAUCCUCAGAAUAAUUUUGCAAUCGGACAAUGUGUCUAUAUGAAGACAAGUGGGACAUCGGCUGGACAAUGGGCUACUAAUAGAUGUCAUAGGGAUACUAUGCCGUAUGUUUGUGAGGUUCCACUUACUUUGGAAGAAAUCGACUACAUCAAAACCCUCUACCGAAGUUCCGGAGUCGAUGAAAUCCUACUAGGUGCUCAGGCCUCCAAACCUCACGUCUUCAAAUGGAUUGAUGGAUCUGCAUUCGGCUAUAGCUACCGUAAUCCAUUCGAUAAUUCCACGGAAAACUGUUUGAAAAUGUCGGUCACCGAUGAACUGGGACCAAAUCAGCAAAUGAUAUAUGGAACAUGGUCAGAAACUGGAUGUCAAGAAGUGAACAAUUUUCUAUGCAAGAGAAGAAUUGUGGGGAAAUUUCCACAGACCGCAGAGAAACAAAAAGCCCCGGUACCAGUCCAUUAUGACAUCACGGACCCUUCAAAUUGCAACAAUACAAUGCUGAUCGCUCCGGGAACCAUUACAUCGUUUGGCUACGGUACCUCUCCACUCCCCGGUGGUUUCUGUUACUACAAAAUUGCGGCGAUUGGUGCUUAUAGAGUUGCAAUUCACUUCACAGACUUUUCUACUUGGUACAAUGUGGAUGUGACGGAUCAAUUUGGAGAGAAUGUCGCGAGAUUGUACAAUAGUCGAGAUCCCUUCAGUGUUUUGGUGGAGUCUACAAUUGCAGUUUUGACACAUGAUGCUGAUAAGGAUGCUUCCAGUGAUAGACAUGACUUCAUCAUGCAACUCUCUUCCUUGUCAACUAAAAUGGAGGCUGACUACGCGAAAUUCGACUUUUACGAUGAAGAAUCCGGAAAAUGGAUUCACAUUGCUGAUUAUUUGGAAUCUUACAAUAAUUAUACAAAUUCUAGACCAAAAUCUACUCCUGCGGAUACAUUUUCGUUUCAUUUUUCGCUGGGAUUAUUGCUCAUUCCGGCUGUUCUUGUUGUUUUAAUCACUCUAGGAUCGAUGGUUUCCUUCCCAAUUCAUUUUGUAGUUUGUAGGAAGAAUCGGGAUAUUGGAAAAGAGAUGAAAUGUACUUUUGAACUUUAA